AUGUAUACUACGAACGGUCACAAAGUCCCUCCUCCCCCAGUACCCCACGUUUUGAAUGUUCUCGAUCGACGUUAUGAUGCCCGGUUCUAUGAGACUAUUUCCAGGAUUAUGUCUCUGCGUGAGAUUUACCUCCGAGACCGAUUCAUCUUCGUCAGAGGCGAGGAUAUGAUCCCCAUUCUGAAAGGUCUCGGAGCUAGACAAGAAGACUUCAAGUACAUUCAGUUGAUCAGCGACCUAACGGGACCGGAUCCAACCCUCGAUUUUCGAACCGUGACCUAUGGACGCUACUGCAUCGAUUUCGAGACGCGUAGCAUACGGCGACUUGAGGAGCAGGCCUACACUCUCACCGUGCAAGAGGACUACAAACGCCAUGACUCGGGGAUCCCGAGGAUGUUUGAUGAGGCUCCGACAGACAUGCAAGGCAACACAGUAGUGCAGGCCCUGAUGAUUUUCAAAGCCCUGAUAUUCCAGGGCGUCCGUGUCAAACCCCGUGAUCGACUGGACUAUUCCUCCACCAGCUGGAUAUGCAAUAUGUUCGACGCCAGUACACACACUGAUAAGAAAAGUGGCAUCCGGGGGGAACCGGCUCUCGAAGGUGUCCAUUCCGAUGGCUCUGACCACACAAUGACUGUCUUCUUGGGCAGCAGUAAUAUGCGCCCCGACAGCGCGGUCACUUACAUUCAUGAUAACCGCGAGACGACCGGAAUACAGAUGUGCGAGACGAAUCCCACACUGAUCAAGGGGCGGGUGCAACAUCGACACUUCCUUGAUAGUCUUCUCUUUGCGGACCACGACUUCAAGCACAGCGUCACGUCAUUGUAUCAGUUAGAUUUGAGCCAGCCAGCACGCAGAGAUAUGCUGAUCUUGUUUACUCGUCGCCCCAAGAUGGAUGGACAUGUGCAAGGAUAUGGGGAUUCGAUGGAUCUUCAUAGUACGGCAUCAUUGCAUUUGCCACUGUGGCUUCCUUGA
Lachnellula hyalina is the source of this 969-nucleotide messenger RNA. RefSeq lists its product as uncharacterized. The transcript has a single exon. NCBI's taxonomy places the organism in Eukaryota, Fungi, Ascomycota, Leotiomycetes, Helotiales, Lachnaceae. Gene Ontology annotation, molecular function: dioxygenase activity. The coding region runs from base 1 to 969 and encodes 322 amino acids. The record is from RefSeq and is a predicted model, not a curated record.